This is a messenger RNA of Diaporthe batatas, 1902 nucleotides long. RefSeq lists its product as uncharacterized. The coding region runs from base 1 to 1731 and encodes 576 amino acids. NCBI's taxonomy places the organism in Eukaryota, Fungi, Ascomycota, Sordariomycetes, Diaporthales, Diaporthaceae. The transcript has 4 exons. The record is from RefSeq and is a predicted model, not a curated record. Gene Ontology annotation, molecular function: carbohydrate binding.
AUGACGAGCCUCCGACAGCUGGCCCCCCUCCUGGGCAUGGCCCUCUUCGCCGGGCACGGCGCCUGCAGGGGCCCCUUCCUCACCCAGGUCGACAACCAGACGUGGGUGUUUGGCAACGACCUGUGGAACGUCACCGAGGGGAAGUACUACGCGACGAAGCUGUUCUCGAGCAUCCUCCCGGGCCAUGAUCUCGUCGGCGGCGCGGCGGGGCACUACGCGGGGAUAGACGGCGAGAACAACUUCGAGUGGACCGCCGCCAACAUAGUCUCGCGGGGCCCAGACCACAUCGACAUCGCCUUCAGCUCCGCCUACGCCGACCUGCACUGGGUGGUCUUCGACGGCCUGCAGGGCGCCUACCAGUACGUGGUGAACAAGGCGCUGCCGGACCUGGAGAUCAUCCGGACGCUGUGGCGGCUCGACAACGCGACCUUCACGCGGGGGCGGACCCACGUCAAGGACGAGCCCCUGCCCGACUUUGCGCUCUACGGCGGCAGCGCGUCGACAAAGGUGCAGGACGAGACGUGGCAGCUCGCGGGCGGGGGGUACAUCACCAAGUACGACUGGAGCAACUACGUGCGGGACAGGGACUUUUACGGCGUCUACGGGCCGGGCGUCGCUGGCUCAUGGUGGAUCCAUCCUUCGACCGAGUACUUCUCGGCGAGCCAGCUCAGCCAGACUUUGACUGUCCACCGCGAAUCGGCAACGGGCGAUGCCGUCCAGCUCAACGUGUUCCAAGACACGUCGCACUUCCGCGUCGGGGCCGACACCCACUUGCCGGUGGGCAAGAUCUUCGGGCCUUGGCUGUGGUACCUCAACAAUGGCUCCGUGGAAGACGUCGCGGAGCGCCGCAGGCAGGAGCUGCAGAAGUUCCCCUACAGCUGGCUGCCAGACGGGGCCUACCACAGCCGCGGGGAGAUCACGGGCACCCUGCGCCUCUCAGACGGGCGUCCUGCCUCGGGGGCCGCCGUCUUCCUGGGCGACACGGACACGUCGACCAGGCCGCUGGUGCAGGGGGACAACUACUACUACACGACCACGGCCGGGGCAGACGGGUCCUUCUCGCUCGGCGACGUGCGCGCCGGGUCGUACGGGCUCUACGCGUGGUCCAACGGCGGCGACAUCGCAGACGUGUACACCAACACCACAGUGGCGCCCAUCACCGUCGAGACAGGCAGGACAACGGCGCUGGGGGAGGUAGGGUGGGCACUGCCGACAGGGCGCAGGCAGAUCUUCCAGGUGGGCGAGUUCGACAAGAAGGCGGCCGAGUUCAGGAACGGCGGGCUGCCGUACCAGCACGGCGCGACGGACGACAGCCCGGCGAACCUGACCUUCAGGAUGGGCGAGUCGGACGCGGCGCGGGACUGGUACUACGCCACCUCCAAGCCGGGGCGGUGGGCGAUCGAGUUCGAGGUGGGCGCGGCGGAGCUGGCGGCGCGCGCCAACGGCACGGCGGUGCUGAGCGUGUCGCUGGCGGGGUACUCGCAGAGCACGGCGGUGGACGUGGACGUCAACGGCGUGGUGGUCGGGACGCUCGGCAAGGACGUGUUCACGAGCGACCCGGCGCUGUACCGGAGCGGCAGGACGAGCGGCGAGUGGCGGUUCGUGCAGUACGAGGUGGGCGCCGCGGAGGUGCUGAGGGCGGGGCGCAACGCGGUCGGGUUCACGGUGACGCGUUCUGUGCAGUGGCGCGGGGUCAUGUGGGAUUCCAUCAUCCUCGAGUGGCAGCAGUAGGAGCAACAAAGGGGAGGCAAGGCUAAGACGUCACCGUGGGGGCGAUCGCGUGCUGCUUCGAGGUUAAUCUACUUCAUCUUUUGUCCAUGGCCCGCCAGCCCGCUUUCUCCCGGCCCAGGCAGUGGUGACGCGAGUGUGAAACCGAGGCGACUGGGCGAGUGAGAUGUCGAG